UCGCGGACAUAUAUGCUCAAAAAGGUCUGGACAAAUUAGAGGAGACUCUUCCACUAGUCAAGCGGCAACCCUCGGAGAUAAUCGGUGAGAUUAGACUGUCGAGCUCACAGACGGUGGAGUCGGCUAGAGCUGCUGGGUACCGACAGUUAGACAGGGCUCUGCGCACGCGUUGUGGGCGGCUACUGCUCACGGCCAUGGACAGUGCAGUCAGCACAGGCGAGAGAUAUCUCAACCAGCAUCUACCUGCGCCACCUACCGGCGCCCAAGCGAAUCAAGACGCCCCUUCUGUGGAAAUUUGUGUUGGGUUUAUAACUGCCGAGAUCGCAGACUCAAUCGAACAACAAGAGCAAGGACAACAGCAUCAACGGCAACAACAGCAGCAGCAGAAACAACAGCAACAGCAGCUGAGACAAUUCUUAUCUAUUCUAGAAAGGAGUCACGACCUUGUAUCGAUACAGGUGCCUAGACUCGCCGAGCAGGCAUCAGUAGUGCUUCAUAGAACCAGCCAUCAUCCGAUAGAGGAGAUUCAGCAUCUUCUUCAGCUGUUUGUGAACGCCCUGUUUGCCCUUCCCGGAUUCAGUCUGCUGGUGUUCAACGAAGAGUCUCGCACGCUACUCCGUCACGUGAUCCCCGCAGCAGACGAAAACCACAACUCCGCCGCCAUCGACCUCAUGACGUCACGCGGCGACGACGACGCGCGCGAUCACGUGAACGAACCGGCGAUCACGUGGUCGGACGAUCACCGCGAAGCUGCACUGACCAUCCCCGCGGCGGCGAGGUCGAGCGAGGAGGAUGACCGGUCGGCGGCCGUCGGCCAGGCAGCGUGCGGGGCGUCGGCGACGGAGACGCACACGUGGUGCGUGAAGUCAGGCGUGUCUCUGUACGACCUGGCGAUGACGUACGCUCGUGAGGCACAUCUCUCUACCGGCGCAGCAGAGAACCAGCCGAUCGCGGGCGCAUCGUCGUUAGAUGACGUCAUAGUCACACAGCUAGAGAACGUGAGUGAUCAACAGAUAAACAACGUGAAUGACCAACAGAUGAACAACAUAAAUGAUCGACAGAUGAGCAACGUUGGUGAUCAACAGAUAAGCAAUAUGAGUGAUCAACAGAUGAACAACGCGAAUGAUCAACAGAUGAACAAUAUGAAUGAUCAACAGAUGAACAAUGUAGGUGAUCAACAAGUGAACAACGUAAGUGAUCAACAAGUGAACAACGUAAGUGAUCAACAAGUGAACAACGUAAGUGAUCAACAAAUGAACAACGUAGGUGAUCAACAGAUGAACAACGAAAGUGAUCAACAGAUGAACAACAUGGUUGAUCAACAGAUGAACAACGAUGGUGAUCAACAGAUAAACAAUGUGAGCGAUCACGAUGCACACCACGUGACGGAACCACACCUGGACAACGCGACGGAUACACAACUUGACCACGUAAUGGAGUUACACCUGGAUGACAUGAAAAGUUCUCAGCCGGACAUUGUGGGAGAUUCACUGCUUGACAUCGUCAUGGAGUCACAUCUAGACACCGCGGGACACACACAACUGGACACGGUGACAGAAUUCCAGCAACACAGUGUCAUCAAGUCGACCCACAUGCAGCCAAUGAGAGAGCAUGAGCAGGGAGAAGCAUUAACAGAACACGGGGCAGUGGAGGCAGCCGCCGGGGCAGCCUGCUCGACAGCCGACCACAGCAUUCACACUGUACCCGACAGCGACGCCACGAGGGGGCGCAGUGAUCGUCUCGUAGAGGGAGCACACGUAAGCGAAAAGGAACUUGCCGUUACCAUGGCAGCGGUCGAUGCACGGGAUCGAGGGACGCUGAUGAGGCAGAAUCAGCAGGAGGUGACGCUAGACGGGCGUGAAACGCCGGCAGUGCCACUAGAGACUGGCACGUCGCGGAGAGAUGACGACAGUCUAAAAACCAACGACUACGUUGUCGAACCGAAAGAUGGCGGAGAAAAUAAAAUACAGGACGACGCAACAUUCGAUAACAACAAAGAGAAACAAAAUGGCGGACACGAGUUACAGCAGACGACAGGCUCAACCGCCGAGCAGGGCGAGUUACAGCCGAAGACAAAGCCUCAAAUCAGACGAGUUCUGAAGACAGUGAUUACGACAAAACAGGAGUUUCUAGUGGUCAAAAAAAUACAAAAGAAAAACAAAGCGCCCGUUGAGCAGGCGAGCUGUGAUGACAAGAACUCCGUGGAAGCGAAAGCUGAUCAUCUGCAUCUAGACGUUAAACCAUCAGAUAAGGAACUAGAACGAACGAAUACGGUCUCAGACGCAUGUAAUACAGCGAGCGAUGACAACACUAACCGAACGAAGUGGAAUGACGUGGAGAACAGUGCCGAGACAGAAAUAUCAGGUGAGAACGAAUCAGUGAGUUCAUCACUAGAUGUAAUAAAUGCAUCACGUGAAGGUGACAGUUGUGAUGAAGCAAACACCUGUGAUCAGGUGGAAAUAGACGUAGACGAGGUAAAUAAGAAUCAAAUCAUUUCCAGGGAACAUUGCAAUGCAGGAGAACUAACUACAACCCCACGGUUAGCGACCAGUGACAGUGAUGCUGGAGCGUGCCCAUCCAGUGAAGCAACAGCAGCGCCCCCUGCACACGUAGAAACAAAACACGACGAGAUGGGAUUGGAGAGAUCAGACGAUAAACAACAACACACGGUCGAUGUCCGUCCUACAUCUGAUGCCCAUAGUCAGCAACAUGAUGUGGAAGCAAUAAUGCAAGUGUCAACACAGCAGGCUGAGUGGCACGAUAGCUGGACAGCGUCUCCUGCCACUGAUAGCAGCAGCAUAGAAAAAGACACCAUACUCUGUCCCCAAGAAACACGCUACGAUAACGUAAAAACGAAACCGGAUGAACUGAAUCGAGAACCAAAAUCAUCAGAGAUCACAAAAUCAACGGCGAAAGUAUCACACGCAAGAAAUGCACCCUAUUGUAAUAUAGAAACAAUGAGGUACGAGAAUACAAAGGUCGGUGAAAUUAAUCAAAUUCAAAUCAUUCCCAAUGAACCUUACAAUACAGAACAAACGUCUUCAACCGCCGGAUCGGUGGUCAAUAGUGAUAGUGUACUUAGUCAACUCCAAGCGUGUUCAUCAGGUAAAUCAAGAGAGGCACCUUUAGAACAUAAGGACACAGAACAGGAGACAGCCGGAGUGAAGACACUUCCAGCUGAAUCAGGACAUGCGGUCGAUGUCUCUGAAGCCCUCAGUAACAAACACGACGAUGACGCAAUAACGCACGAAUCAACACGACAUAUAGACUGGAACGAUCCGCCAGCAUCACUGCACGACCACGACCACGCUCACAGCUACAGCGACCGUGACGUAGAAACAGCCGCCGACAACAAAAGAAUACGUCACCGCCGACGGUUGCACAGGCAUGACGUCGGCCAGCAAUACUCAGCCGUAAGUUACGACAAUUCAUCGGUGACCGACGACAAACACACACGAACCGACCCGCUAGUUCCACCAAUGCUGCGAGGAGAAGAACAGGAAGAGGCAAGCCGCACAGAGCAGGAAACUUCCAGAAGUUCCACGGAGAAACAGGAAGGCGUGCUAGACAACCGAGUCCAGCGCGUGGCAGGAGAGAAGGAAGUGAACUCGAUCGUGAAAACGGACAGCGAGUCUGUAACAACAACGAUGGACAACGACAAGGAUACAAGCAUGGGCGUGGAAGCCCCGUCAAUGACACAGAGCGCAGACGGCAAACAAGCGAGAGAGCUGCAGCAGAGGACUUCCAAAGGACAGCAAAAGACUUCAAGAGAACCGCAAAAGACUUUCAAAGGACCGCGAAAAACUUUCAAAGGACAGCAGCAGAUUUUCAAGAGUUCUACAGAGAUGCAGGAGGCCGAGCUCACUGAUCAUGCGCACGACCAGACGGUGGACAGGUAUACCACCGACGCGAAACUAACAAAUACUUCUGCAGACAAACAGGUGACGUCACGGCCUGACGUCAUCGCAGCUCUUUCUGUUCAACCGGCGACGGCUGCAGUAGAAAUAGCAAACAGGGACGGCGAUGGUGACGCGCGAGGGAACAAACAAGCGCCAUGCGAUGUCCAACACAUGGAUAGCCGGGAAGCCGCGAACGUUACCAGACGUAAACAAUCAAUCACGCGCGCGUCUGCACCGCCAAAACCCUCCUCAUCGGAAACGAGCAACCAGCCAGGAGCAGACGUUUCUGCCCACGCGCAUGGGCGCCGCGCGAAACCGGAUGUGACGACACGAGACGCUCGCCGACCUCCGGCAACGACUCGACGACGCGACACAAACCACGUGACUAACCCGGAAGCAGGCGAGGCAGAGGGCGCCACCGCGACCCGUGCAGCAACAGCAGCGAAACCCCGAAGAUCCCGGAAUAGACCUAAGCGGUUGACGGAAGAAGAGCGGCCAUCGCAACAUCAAUAUAAGAACAGCGGAGCGGGGAAGCCAGCUGGGGAGGGUGGCGGGGAGGGUGGACAGACGUCUAAACAGCUGGUGAAGAUCGGGGAUCCUCGCAGUGGAUGA
Molecule: messenger RNA, 4511 nt
Organism: Priapulus caudatus
Lineage: Eukaryota; Metazoa; Priapulida; Priapulimorpha; Priapulimorphida; Priapulidae
Exons: 6
Coding region: 195-4511 (1438 amino acids)
Source: RefSeq, a predicted model, not a curated record